Suncus etruscus (white-toothed pygmy shrew) is the source of this 1347-nucleotide messenger RNA. RefSeq names its product sterile alpha motif domain containing 7 (gene SAMD7). The record is from RefSeq and is a predicted model, not a curated record. Gene Ontology annotation, molecular function: protein binding. The coding region runs from base 1 to 1347 and encodes 448 amino acids. The transcript is spliced from 7 exons. NCBI's taxonomy places the organism in Eukaryota, Metazoa, Chordata, Mammalia, Eulipotyphla, Soricidae.
AUGGCCAUGAACCCUUUGAUAGCAGUCUCUGGACAGCAGAAGAUCCCACUGCUUUCCUCAGCCUUUGAACCUCCAGCUGUGGAUAGAGAUCUGUUGUCCUCUACUGCAGUUCCAACUGAUCCGAGACAGUUUUAUGUUCCUUCCUCAUUUGGAUCUUCUGUUUCACAAAAUGCAAAUAUGCCAAACAUGUUGGCCAGUCGUGUCUAUUCAGGCUGGGGUGUUUUACCACCUGAAUCCAUAAGAGCAAUGACCAGAAGGAAUGAAGUGAUUCAAAGGCAGCAUACUGCCAGGAUGGAAUUGGAAAUGCAUGCCAUUUACCAGCAACGGAGAACAGAGAACAUUAAUUCCAAGAGAAUAGGCAGCCUUAGGACACCACUAUUCUAUGGCUCCUAUAUCCCAGCUGGGCCAGCCUCACAUCCCAGCAGGAGUAUGCUCCCUGCCAGUGACCUGCAUUAUCACAGAAGUACUCUGAGAAAUCUGCAGGGAAACCCUAUGUUAGCAUCAAGUUGUCCACACUUUCUAGAGAGCUGGGGGCAGAAAUGCCGUCGUCUCAGGAAAGGUAACAGGAGCCACAAAGUUCUAGACAAUGAUACUCAGAGUUUCAAAAGUCAAGCAGAAAACAACUUCCUAGACCAGGCACAUGCAAAACCCCAUGAAGAAGAUGAACGUGCAAAGGGCCUAGAGUCUGAAAUUCUCAACAAUCAGAAAUUCGAGGAAGCCAAGGAAGAACCCACAGAAGCCUGUGUCAACACUUGUGGCAAACCUGAGUACACCCAUAAAAAUCCUUGGGAUUCUUGUGGUGCUUCACAGGAAGUAAAGAUCUGGACUGGUGAGAAAGCUAAGACUCCAGAGCAGUUGUUUGCAAACUGCAGUGAGAAGAAUGGAACUUGCCCUCCAGUCCCAGCUUCUCUGACAGGAACACCCACAAUGAAUAUAAUCAGUGAAAAUGUAUCUCUGGAUGAAGAUAUUCAGAAAUGGACAGCCAAUGAUGUACAUGACUUCAUCAGUGGUCUUCCUGGUUGCUCAGACUAUGCUCAGGUGUUUAAAGAUCACGCAAUUGAUGGAGAAACAUUGCCCUUGCUUACAGAACAGCAUCUUCGAAGCACUAUGGGAUUAAAGCUGGGGCCAGCACUCAAGAUCUUAUCACAGGUAUCUCAGCAUAUGGAGACCCUGUUAUACAAGAAAAGUUUUUCACAUCCUACCCAUACAAAACAAGUAUUUGAUCAAACAGCAGAUACAUCCCCUCUUUUGGACUUUAAUGCCUGGGGUGAUACAUUAAACAUAGCUUAUCCCCAGAAUACAGUAGUAGCUCUUAAAGGAACUGAGCAAGAUAAAGUGAGAAAUUAA